Molecule: messenger RNA, 1959 nt
Organism: Anopheles stephensi (Asian malaria mosquito)
Lineage: Eukaryota; Metazoa; Arthropoda; Insecta; Diptera; Culicidae
Product: zinc finger CCCH-type with G patch domain-containing protein
Exons: 2
Coding region: 291-1877 (528 amino acids)
Biological process (GO): negative regulation of DNA-templated transcription; regulation of transcription by RNA polymerase II
Cellular component (GO): nucleus
Molecular function (GO): DNA-binding transcription factor activity, RNA polymerase II-specific; RNA polymerase II cis-regulatory region sequence-specific DNA binding; metal ion binding
Source: RefSeq, a predicted model, not a curated record
UUUGAAGAUGCAUAAACGGUCAUCUUCAACCGUUCAUAAAGAAAGGAAAUGCAACUGUGCAUAUCAUUUGCAUCAGAUUGUGGAAAGAGUACGAAAAGAAGAAGGAGCAGAGCGGGAAGAAGACAUAAAACAAAACAACAACUGACAGCUGCAGCGAGCAAACGUCAACAAGCGGGCUUCGAAAGAGUAAAAAAUAAUAAUUGGAAAUGCAGAAAUCUGGAGUGUUUCCAGAGUAAAUUAUAGCUAGAACUAGUAUUAUGUAGUGUUAGUUAAAGCGAUUCCCUAAAGCAAUGAGUGUCGACGAGUUGGAUAAAUCGAUUCGGCAAUACAAAGAUCAGCUUGAUCAGAUUGCACAAGCUCUACAGCGCACCACCGAUGCAGAUGAGCGGAAAGAAUUGAAUAAACUGAAGCAAGAUCUGAUUGAACUGCUGGAGCUAACGCUAGAAACGCUCGAGCCUACUAGCGAUGAAGACUCCGCAACGAGCCCUGCGAACGAUAAUGGAGCUUCAACAGCUACAGCAACAACGGCCGAUUGUAUGGAUGAUGAAUUUGCACUCUUUAUGCAAGAGAUUAAAGAACUUCCUGCCGAACCAAAAGAAGCUGCUUGCGAGGAAGCCAAAGCAACACCGCCGGUCACAGAAUCCCAUGAUGAAUUAGAUUUUGACGGUUUGAUUGGCAGCAAGUGUUCGGCGCCACAUUUGCACAGCUGGGGCUCAACCGCAUACCAUAAUGCGAUGGUAUGUAGCCUCGAUACUUCCGAUCUGGCCGAUGCCACCGCCAAGGUGCUCUUCACUAACCCCACCCAUCGGGAGAUGAUACCCUGCGCAUACUUUCUCGAAGGAGAGUGUCGUUUCGCAGAUGACAAAUGCCACUACUCACACGGGGAAGUGGUCCGACUGGACGAGUUACGCGACUACCGGGAACCACAGUUUGAAAGACUGCGCCAAAAAGGUAGCCGAGCGCUGGUAAAACAAUCCUCACGACUCUGGUGCAAGGGUACCGUGCUGGAGGUGGAUUUUAAUGAAAAGCGAUGUAAAAUACGCUUAGAGGAAGGCAAACGUGAACAAGCGGACGUGCCGUUUGAAGAUCUUUUACCACUCGAUGACGAUGCGCACGAUUCGCCACGAGAGAGCGCUUCUGAUGACGAUUCUAGUGACGAGGAGGCGGACGAAGAAGCGCUCCGGAAGGCUCAGCUGGUGGAGAAAAGUCUCUUUCAACCGGCACCCGAUCGACGGUUAGGCGAAUGGGAGGAACACACGCGUGGCAUCGGAUCGAAAAUUAUGCAAAAAAUGGGUUACAUCGUUGGAACGGGGCUCGGUCGGGAGGGUGAAGGAAUUGUGUUACCGGUCAGUGCCCAGGUGCUGCCGCAGGGUCGUUCGCUCGAUUACUGCAUGGAGCUGCGCGAACAGGCUAACGGUGAUAAGGAUCUGUUCAGUGUGGAGAAAAAGCUUGUCCAGCUCAAGAGACAGCAGGAAAAACGGGAUGCCAAGGAUUAUGAGCGUCGGGCCAAAGCGGACAAAGCAAAGGAUGUGUUCAGCUUCAUCAACGAGCAGGUGUUUAGUGGUGGGCAAAGCUCGAAAUCAAAACCAUCGGCCCGGCAUGGUGAGCUAACGAGACACGAUCUCAAGGAACAUUCGUCCAAAAACUUGAACAUUGCUAGCCUGAAACUAUCGGAAGAGAUACGCCGAACGGAGGCCGAUGUGGAACGGCUUAAGAUAGCGCUAACACGACACAAGGCAGGAACGCCGGCGUCAGACAAUCUGCGUCGGCAGAUUGAUGCGAAGCGCGCGGAAAUAUCACGCAUGCAGGCGUCGGAAUACAACAUUUCCAAGGAGCAACAGUUGCGCACAGACAAGAAGAAGUUGACGAUAUUUUAAAAGCAGCUCCGACAGCCGUUCCGGGAUCCGCGACUAGGAUAAAUCACGUAGUAAUAAAAGAAAUAUCAAACUUAAACCGUAA